This is a messenger RNA of Octopus bimaculoides (California two-spot octopus), 2195 nucleotides long. RefSeq lists its product as uncharacterized. Gene Ontology annotation, biological process: regulation of DNA-templated transcription. Gene Ontology annotation, molecular function: sequence-specific double-stranded DNA binding; DNA-binding transcription factor activity, RNA polymerase II-specific. NCBI's taxonomy places the organism in Eukaryota, Metazoa, Mollusca, Cephalopoda, Octopoda, Octopodidae. Gene Ontology annotation, cellular component: nucleus. The record is from RefSeq and is a predicted model, not a curated record.
AACAAAAACUCUAGCCAAAAUGUCUCGAUCAUUCCUUGUUGAUUCCUUAAUUUUGAAGAAACCGAAAGUAACUGAAAAUGGUGGUAAUAGUCAAGCGGGAAAUACACAUCCCAAUCACCAGAGCCCCUCUAUUCACGGUCGCGGGUCGCCAUCAUCUAUUUGUCCAUCGAGAUUAUCUUCGACAACUCAACCACUAACGUGUUACCCGCGACAUCCAUCUGAUGUAUUAGGAUUCUGCUGUCCCCUCUGCAUUCACACACCUCAUCAUUCUGUCGGUCAAGUGCUUGCAGGCCAUACAACGGGUCUGGCAAGUGUCAAACCCUUGGGGGAUAUAGUAACUACAAGUUCGUCCUUGGUCGGAACUAUACCAACCACACUCCCAUCACACCACAGACAGAUAGACAUGCUAUCGAACCAGUUACCCCAUUUCCAACAAACCUCCAGUUUGCCAACCUACAGACCUACAGAACCAAGGCCAAUCGGUUACAUGAAUUUAGUUUUCGGUGAAAUCCCUGCCAAGUCUAAGUACCUAGCGCCAGAAAUCAGUGACAGUGAAGCCAGUCAAAGUAGCAAGUCUUCGGUGGAUGAUCUUCAGAGUAGUAAGCGGAUACGAACAGCAUUUACUAGUAGGCAAUUACUCGAACUUGAGCGGGAAUUCGUCUCUAAUAUGUAUUUAUCUAGACUACGGCGUAUUGAAAUUGCUACAUACUUAAAUCUUUCUGAGAAACAAGUGAAGAUCUGGUUUCAGAACAGACGAGUCAAAUACAAAAAGGAAGGCACUGACGAAUCACGAGAGAAAUGUCGAUGUCUGCGAACAUGUACACCUCGAAACGGCUCCGAAAGAAAGAAGGCAAACAGUGAUUUGAUCGGUGAAAAUAAUGGCGAUAUAGUUUGUAAUAAAAUUGCCAGAAUGGACAAUGGUUCCUCUGACGAAGGGGACUCUUAUCACAUCGAUAUAUCUGGUGACAUACACCACUGUGAAUCACCUUCAAGAAACUCUCCAAAUACUUAACUGUGUGUCAAACAAGAUUCUAGAAUGUGCGUAAAUGUUUGAAUGUGUAUGUGUGUGAAGGACAAAGAAAAAGCGGAAGAAGACCGCGAGCGAGCGAAAGAAAGAUGAAGAGAAGAAAAGAAAAUGUUAGCUGCAAUCAUUUCUCGAGAAAAACUACACCGAAACUGUUUUAUCUGGAUAAGAAAAUCCUCAAUCAAUAUGGUUUAUACUGAUUCUUUAAACGUGUAUCUUAUCCUAGAAGUAUCAAUGCCAUUCCACUUCUUUCCAAAAACUGUGGAAAAGAGAAAAUAUCAAAAUAGCCUGUCAUCAACGACACAUUUUACACAAUUUGUUCAACAUUCGUCGAUCAAUAACUUGUUAAUUAAAUUCUUUCUUUGAAAAUUCAUAAAAUUUUGAAUGAAAUAUUUUUUUAGAGUAAACUUCGUUAUAUCAUAUACUUUGGUCUGGAACUAAGUCAGGCCAAAGUACAUAUAACACAAUUUCUUGAAGAAAUAUUUCUCCUAAAAAUGAAUAUAUUUAAUAAAUUUAUUUAUUUAAAUCCUGCAUUAACAUAUGAAUAAUUUAAACUGUCACUUAAAACUGGAAAAGAAGCUCAUUCAUUUCCCAAUAUCGGAAGUGAAUGAAUUUUCCAUUUGUAAGAAUUAAUUCUAUCCUUAGAAAGAAAGAAAGAAAGACAAAAAAGCACUUUCAUAUUUCUAGGGAAACCCCUACAUGGUUGUUCAGUUUGCAUCCAAAUCUGUCUUAAAUCCCCCCACACACACACACACCUGUCCUGUAUUCUUGGAAAAGAAAGUCACAUUGGGUAAUGUGAUUCAAGAUUGUCUCACAGUAUAUCUGAAUAAAAGACGGGUUGAUCAGAGCAGCUGAACACGUCGUUGACCGUAAGUCUGCACGAUUCCGACUGAUAUGAACAUUAACAUCAACAACAAUGGCCUCCAUGUUUCAUAACUUCAUCAGAUUUUAUUGGUUAUAUAUUAUAACAAAAUAUUUCUUCAAUAUGAAAUAAAAUACGUCAACAAUAAUUGAUAUUUCUUAUCUUGAAGAAUAACAAUUGCAGUUAAACAUUUUACCCAUUCCCUCUUGUAUCACAAAACAUGUAGUAACAACAUGAAUCGUGUACUUAUUAAAACUUUAUUUUUACUUUUUUAUUAUUUAUUCUAAUUUAUAUAAAAAAAAGAUGCUG